GACAAUUGUAUGCAACGUUCUAGUCAUGCUCUACCGGAACGACACCUUUCCGGGGAGGCUUUUGCUCACAUCCAAUGCCAUCCUAACGAGGUUUACACUAUGGUGACUUUCAAACCUUGACACAAGACAAGACGCUAAAACAUCAAUAAGGAUAGUCAAGUUUCCUCCCAAGAAAGCUGAAGCCAUUAUAAAUAUGACCGAGCAGCGUUCCUCCAUAGCACAACUAACAAUUUCUACCUCAGCACCAAAAUCACCUACAAAGCGUUGCAUCAAUACACAAAAUACAGCAUGGAGGGAUUCCCAGAUACCAAGCAUAUGGUCAAAACAAUUCACAAGAAAGAGUAUCCCGCCAUAUCUCCUCUCAAUCCUGCAAAUACGGCAGCAAACAAGACCGUCUUCAUCACAGGUGGAGGCACAGGAAUUGGCUAUGCCAUUGCGCGCGGAUUCGCGCUUGCUGGUGCCUCGACCAUAAUCAUCACCGGUCGUAGAGCCAAUGUGCUUGAGGCAAGCGCAAAAAGACUGUCCGAAGAGAUACCCUCGGCCCAGGUUCUAGGCUACCCAUUGGACAUCUCAGAUAGCGAAGCUGUCGAUGGCACUUUCGCCGAGGUGACGAAAAACCUCGAGCCCGGAAAGAAAAUUGACAUCCUCGUCCUAUGUGCCGCGCAGGGCCUACCAGCCGGCAAGGCCCUCUCGUUUUCAACCUCUCAGAUCCGCGCUUUUACGGAUACAAACAUCCUAGGCAACAUCAACAUCGUACGCGCCUUCCUGAAUACCACGGACACGUCGGAUGCAGUGAUCCUCGAGGUCGCGAGCAACGCCGCCCACAUGGUCUACCCGGGUAUGGCUUUGUACAGCAUCACCAAGGGCGCUUUCACAUCAUUCUUGCGCCACAUUGUCGCUGAGUACCACGGAACGGGGCUUCGUGUGCACAGCUUCAACCCAGGAAGCGUGCUAACGGAUCCCGCGAAGGAGGCAGGCAUGGAUGAGAAUAGCUUGCCGUGGGAUGAUGCUAGCUUACCAGCAGGAUUUGGGGUGUGGUUAGCGAGUCCGCAAGCAGCUUUCUUGCACGGACGCUUUGUUAUGAGUGCCUGGGAUGUAGACGAGCUGAGCAAGAUGAAGAAGCAGUAUCUGGAUGAUGAAGACCUGGGAAAGAUUGUACUUAAAAUCAAGCCUGACCUUGUGUUUGGAUAGCUAUUCAAGCGAGGUCUAGGAUGCAGUUGUUAUGUGUUGUAUCACUAUACACAGGCGCUUGUCUAAUUUUGAAUAAGAACCUCCUGUUC
Molecule: messenger RNA, 1280 nt
Organism: Boeremia exigua
Lineage: Eukaryota; Fungi; Ascomycota; Dothideomycetes; Pleosporales; Didymellaceae
Exons: 2
Coding region: 289-1191 (300 amino acids)
Cellular component (GO): cytosol
Molecular function (GO): oxidoreductase activity
Source: RefSeq, a predicted model, not a curated record